AUGCCUCCUACACCUCGGCCCGCGUCAUGGGCUCAGCUGAGGUUGAGUAACCGCAUGUGUGGAAGAGGGUUCUCACAUUCGGCACAAAACUGUGCCAUACGAACUCGAUCAGUUCUGUCGAAGCUCUGGGUACCCGCAGGCGGGCUGCCUGGUGCAGAGGGAGAAUCUGGACAUGAUAAACUGAUUCGUGCUGGUUUCCUGCGCCAGGCUCACUCGGGAGUAUUCCAGCUAUUGCCCUUGGGUUUGCGAGUGCAGCAAAAGAUAGAGGCUCUGCUAGACUUGCACAUGCAACGCAUAGGCGCGUCGCGCUUGUCCCUAUCAACAAUCUCUUCGGAGAAGCUGUGGAGGAGGAGCGGGCGUCUGGACAACGUCUCUCCCGAGCUUUUUCGAUUUGCGGACCGCAAGAAGAUGUCGCUCAUCCUAUCUCCCACGCACGAGGAAGAAAUUACAUCUCUCCUGGCUGGCACAAUCAAGUCAUACAAGGACCUCCCCUUAAGGCUGUAUCAAUCGACACGCAAGUAUCGUGACGAAAUUCGACCGCGACAUGGACUGUUGCGAGCCCGGGAGUUUACCAUGAAAGAUUUGUACACCUUCGACACGACUGUGGACUCGGCCAUCGGGACAUACCAGGAGGUCUCCGCCGCAUACCGAGCCUUCUUCGCUGACCUGAAACUUGGAAUCCUGGUCGCCGAGGCCAGUUCGGGGGACAUGGGUGGCGACUGUAGCCACGAAUACCACUUGGUAAAUCCCCUUGGUGAAGACGUUGUUGCGUCAUGUGGUGGAUGCGGCUAUACUGCCAAUGACGAAGUGGCAAUGGCUCGGCCACUGCCCCGUGGCGCCCAUGCUGCUAGCAGAGACGUUUCGGCGGCAAACGUCCGCGUUUGGCGUGGAAUCACCAAGUGUCGCGAGACUCUGGUCAACGCAUGGUAUACCCAGCAUGCGAACGACUCGCAGGAGGCCGACAUCAACGUUCAUGCCAUCAAGGAGGUCGUUCCCGAGCUCGAUUUAAGCAUUGGAGAACCCCUUUCGGCAUUAAUGGAGGCUUGCAAAACAGAUGCGGAAGCGCUGUCGACCCCGAUUCGGGUGAUUAACGUUGUCGACUAUCGACUAGCCCACUCUUUCGACGCUCUACGAGGCCAGCUUCCUGUUGUGCCGACCGAUUUGGACGCGUUUCCUGUCUUCCAAUCCUCCAUGAUGGAAUCAUCAUCCGGCCAAGCGCUGAACAUCCGUCCCCUGACAGAUGGCGAUGAAUGUCCUCGAUGCGAGAAGGGAACGCUGCAGCUCCACCGUGCGCUGGAACUUGGCCACACGUUUUACCUAGGCACUCGCUACUCGAAACCAUUGGAACUGUCAGUCACAUUACCCAGCGCCCCAGGGGGGGCUUCACCAGUCCAAAUGGGUUGUUAUGGAAUCGGAGUUUCGCGCAUUUUUGGUGCCGUCGCAGAACACAAGGUUGACUCUCGCGGCCUCAACUGGCCUCGUGCAAUAGCUCCUUUCGAAGUUGUUGUUAUUCCGACCUCGGCAGUGACUUCCGAGGCUAUUAACUUCUUCGACACGCUCGUCGGCCAAAGCCCAACCUGUGACCUGGUUCUCGACGAUCGCCGAGAAACGUUUGGCUGGAAGAUGAGGGACGCUGAAAUGAUCGGAUACCCCGUUGCCGUCGUGCUUGGCAAGGCCUGGAGGGAGAGAGGCAUUUGCGAAGUACAAUGCAGGAGCCUUGCCAUCAAGGACGAGGUGGCUGUGGAUCAGUUACCGACAUAUCUGCCGGAGCUGUUGUCACGGCUGUAG
Drechmeria coniospora is the source of this 1788-nucleotide messenger RNA. RefSeq lists its product as uncharacterized. The record is from RefSeq and is a predicted model, not a curated record. Gene Ontology annotation, cellular component: mitochondrion; cytoplasm. Lineage: Eukaryota; Fungi; Ascomycota; Sordariomycetes; Hypocreales; Ophiocordycipitaceae. Gene Ontology annotation, molecular function: proline-tRNA ligase activity; ATP binding. Gene Ontology annotation, biological process: prolyl-tRNA aminoacylation. The transcript is spliced from 6 exons. Bases 1 to 1788 code for a protein of 595 amino acids.